AUGGCGGCGGCGGCGGCGGCGGCCGCGGCCGCCCUGGGGGUGACGAUGGCGGCCGUCGGGAGGCGCCUGCGGGGUCGCCGCAUCCGCGAAGGGCCUCGGCUGCCCUUCACCGCCCGGCUGGUGGCGCACCGGGGGGGUGAGGCGGAAGGGAGGAGGGGAAGCAGAAGUGAGGAGCUUGAGGCCUUUCCAGGUGCUGGGGAGAGAAUUGAGAACACUCUGGAGGCCUUCGAGCACGCGGUCUCCUGCGGCGCUGAUUGGCUGGAGCUCGACGUGAGGAGGACCAAGGAUGGGGUCCUGGUGGUCUUCCAUGACCAGGACCUGGCCAGGGCCUGCGGCACCCCCGGGGCCAUCCGGGACCUCAACUAUGGGGAGCUUCCUCCCUACCGCUGCCCCCUGGAGGUGACCUUCAGCCCUGGUCAAUUCUCCACCGGCUGCGACCGCCGCAUCCCGCGAUUGGAGGAGGUCUUCCAGCGCUUCCCCCGGCAGCCAAUCAGCAUCGAGGUCAAGGACGACGACGACGAGCUCAUCAAUGAGGUUGCUGCCCUGGUUCGUGCCUAUGACCGAGCACCAAUCACCAUCUGGGCCUCCUUCCGGGAGCCAAUCCUGGCCAAGUGCCGCCGGGCCCACCCCUCCAUGCCCUACUGCUUCUCGCUGCGCCGGGGGCUGCUGCUGCUGCUGCUCUACUACUGCCGGCUGCUGCCCUGGGUGCCUCUGGGGGAGGCUGUUCUCCUCUUCGUGCUCCCAGGGAUCAUCAACAG
This is a messenger RNA of Dryobates pubescens (Downy woodpecker), 758 nucleotides long. RefSeq names its product lysophospholipase D GDPD3-like. Gene Ontology annotation, biological process: glycerophospholipid catabolic process. The record is from RefSeq and is a predicted model, not a curated record. Gene Ontology annotation, cellular component: endoplasmic reticulum membrane. Gene Ontology annotation, molecular function: phosphatidylcholine lysophospholipase A1 activity; phosphoric diester hydrolase activity. NCBI's taxonomy places the organism in Eukaryota, Metazoa, Chordata, Aves, Piciformes, Picidae. The annotation marks the transcript as partial. The transcript has 7 exons.